Messenger RNA from Neomonachus schauinslandi (Hawaiian monk seal), 2110 nucleotides. It is a transcript of the gene DUSP6, whose product is annotated as dual specificity phosphatase 6. Gene Ontology annotation, biological process: regulation of heart growth; negative regulation of ERK1 and ERK2 cascade; positive regulation of apoptotic process. The transcript has 3 exons. Gene Ontology annotation, molecular function: protein tyrosine/threonine phosphatase activity; MAP kinase tyrosine/serine/threonine phosphatase activity. The record is from RefSeq and is a predicted model, not a curated record. Gene Ontology annotation, cellular component: cytosol; cytoplasm. Lineage: Eukaryota; Metazoa; Chordata; Mammalia; Carnivora; Phocidae. Bases 477 to 1622 code for a protein of 381 amino acids.
UGAGGAGCUGCCUCGCGCAGGGGGUGUGCGAGGGCUGAGUCCAAGGGAGAGUGAGCAAAUCGAGGUUUGAAUAAUUCGAGGAGAAAGACGCCCGGGUGGAUUUGAGGUGCAGCCUUGAAGGGAGGGAUUAGGAGCCGCUGGACUUUUUUUUUUUUUUUUUCUUCUUUCCCUCCCCUCCUUAGUAGCAGGGAGUCCGAAUUAAUUGGAUUUCAUUCACUGGGGAGGAACAAAACUGUCUGGGCAGCUUCAUUCAAAGAGAUUCAUUGACACCAAGAGCGAGCGGCUGCAGCCGGGAGCAGAGGGAACAGCCGGCUUCACUUCUGUCUCGCUUUCCCCAACCGCUAACCCGGUCUGGGAAGGGCAAGGUGGAAUUAAACCCCCGCUCGCAGAGCGGCAGCUUCGCGCGGCGCGCUCGGCCUAUGCCUGCCCCGAGGGGCGUCUGGUAGGCACCCGCCCUCUCCGGUAGCUCGACCCCCAUGAUAGAUACGCUCAGACCCGUGCCCUUCGCGUCGGAAAUGGCGAUCAGCAAGACCGUGGCGUGGCUCAACGAGCAGUUGGAGCUGGGCAACGAGCGGCUGCUGCUGAUGGACUGCCGGCCGCAGGAGCUGUAUGAGUCGUCGCACAUCGAGUCGGCCAUCAACGUGGCCAUCCCGGGCAUCAUGCUGCGGCGCCUGCAAAAGGGCAACCUGCCCGUGCGCGCGCUCUUCACGCGUGGCGAGGACCGCGACCGCUUCACCCGGCGCUGCGGCACCGAUACGGUAGUACUCUACGACGAGAGUAGCAGCGACUGGAACGAGAACACUGGCGGCGAGUCGGUGCUUGGAUUGCUGCUCAAGAAGCUCAAGGACGAGGGCUGCCGGGCGUUCUACCUGGAAGGUGGCUUCAGUAAGUUCCAAGCCGAGUUCGCCCUGCACUGCGAGACCAAUCUAGACGGCUCGUGUAGCAGCAGCUCGCCACCGUUGCCAGUGCUGGGGCUCGGGGGCCUGCGGAUCAGCUCCGACUCCUCCUCGGAUAUUGAGUCUGACCUUGACCGAGACCCCAAUAGUGCAACGGACUCGGAUGGCAGCCCGCUGUCCAACAGCCAGCCUUCCUUCCCCGUGGAGAUCUUGCCCUUCCUCUAUUUGGGCUGUGCCAAGGACUCCACCAACCUGGACGUGUUGGAGGAGUUCGGCAUCAAGUACAUCUUGAACGUCACCCCCAAUUUGCCGAAUCUCUUUGAGAACGCAGGAGAGUUUAAAUACAAGCAGAUCCCCAUCUCGGAUCACUGGAGUCAAAACCUGUCCCAGUUUUUCCCUGAGGCCAUUUCUUUCAUAGAUGAAGCCCGGGGCAAAAACUGUGGUGUCUUGGUGCAUUGCUUGGCCGGCAUUAGCCGCUCGGUCACUGUCACUGUGGCUUAUCUCAUGCAGAAGCUCAACCUGUCAAUGAACGAUGCUUAUGACAUUGUCAAGAUGAAGAAAUCCAACAUCUCCCCCAACUUCAACUUCAUGGGCCAGCUGCUGGACUUCGAGAGGACGCUUGGACUCAGCAGCCCCUGUGACAAUCGGGUCCCUGCGCAGCCGCUCUAUUUCACCACCCCCUCCAACCAGAAUGUCUACCAGGUGGACUCCCUGCAGUCCACGUGAAAGGCCCCACAUCCCCUUGGUGGGAUGUGUCCGUUCCUUUAGCCGUUUCUCUUGGCAGCAUCAGCUGGGCUGCUUUCUUUGUAUGUGGCCCCAGGGGUCAAAACGACUCCAGUUGUCUGUAUUAGACAAGGUUCCCACAUGUGGAAUUGGUUAUUAUGAUGGGAGAGAUUUGCUCCGCUCUUGUUGGAAGACCAGAACAUGCUAUGUAGAUCCAGGCCGUAGGUUUGCUCCAUUCCUACGUGUACAGCCUACCCAUGCAGGGACUGGAAUUUGAGGGUUUCCAGGUAUAUAGGGUAGGACCAAAUGGUAGGGGUAGGAGCGUGUGUUCUUUAGGGCCUUGUGUGACUGUUUCCUUCUGCAUCUGGAACUGACUCUACAUUGUCUUCAGUGAAGACUGAUUCAAUAUUGCAUAUAGAGGAGCCAAAGAGAGGUUUCAGCUCUGUAUUUGUAGUAUCAGUUUGCAAAAAAUAAAAAAUACAAAACAAAAA